AAUGAAGGGUUUUAUCUGAGCACAAUAAAAGACUUUGGUUCUUUAUGGGCCUGUUCUCUAAGUGUCCUCCCUCCAAACCAACCAAACAAACAAACAAACAAACAUCCAGUCCCCUUCACUCUUUCUUUGAUCCUGAGAAUUUUGGGAGGCCAUUUUCACCCAGCCCUACAAAAUAACCUUUGGAUGUGGAGUGUGACGUUUCCAUCUCCGUCCACAAGAUGGAACUGGGAGAGAGAAUAUCUGUGGGAUUCUUUCUGCUCAGUUAGAGGAGAAGAAGAAGGAGGGAAUUGUGAGCGCCUCUUUAAAGCCUGGGAUUGUGUAAAGACAUUUCAGUGGCUUCUUUGAGGCUGAUCAUGGCUGGGGUAAUCUGGUGUCUGGCUUUGGCUUGGCUGGACCUGCACCUGACCAUGGGGGCCAUGGAUUCAUGCUAUGAUGCCCAUGGACGGGCACAGCACUGUAUGCCCAUCUUUGAGAAUGCCGCAUUUGGGAGGCGUGCGCAGGUGUCCAACACAUGUGGCUCCCCACCAGAGGAUUACUGUCUCCAAAUGGGAACACGAGACUCCGCCACACUCUGCCACCACUGUGAUGCCAGCAGCGAUGUGCUCCACCACAACGCCACCUACCUGACAGACUUCCAUAGCCAGGAAGAGCCCACGUGGUGGCAAAGCCAGUCCAUGGCCUUCGGGGUUCAGCACCCCAACUCAGUCAAUAUCACCCUUCACCUGGGAAAAUCUUAUGAAAUCACCUACGUGAGGUUGAAAUUUCACACCAGCCGCCCAGAAAGCUUUGCCAUCUAUAAGCGGAGCCAUUCUAACAGCCCCUGGAUCCCUUAUCAGUACUACAGCGCCUCGUGUGAGAAGACAUAUAGGAAGCCGGAAGGGCAGUUCUUGCGACCUGGCCAAGAUGAGCGGGUGGCGCUCUGUACAGACGAGUUCAGCGACAUUUCCCCACUGAGUGGGGGAAAUGUGGCUUUCUCCACCCUUGAAGGCCGGCCUAGUGCCUACAGCUUUGACCAGAGUCCCAUUCUGCAGGAGUGGGUAACCGGGACGGAUUUGAAGAUUUCUUUGGACCGGCUAAAUACCUUUGGGGAUGACAUCUUCAAGGAUCCCAAGGUGCUGCAGUCUUACUACUAUGCCAUCUCAGACUUCUCCGUAGGGGGCAGGUGCAAGUGUAAUGGCCAUGCUAGUGAAUGCAUCCCAAAUGAAGAGGAUCAGUUGGUUUGCCUCUGCCAGCACAACACCACUGGGGUAGACUGCGAGUUGUGCCAGCCGUUUUAUCAGGACCGCCCGUGGGCACGGGGCACCGCUGAGGGUGCCAACGAGUGUCUCCCAUGCAACUGUAGCGGUCGAUCAGAUGAGUGUUUUUAUGACUGGGAGUUAUACCGACGCACUGGGCACGGUGGCCACUGCCAAAAUUGCCGGGACAACACGGAUGGCCCGCACUGUGAGCGCUGCCGCCAGAAUUUCUACCGCUGGGAUACCCAGGCAGCAUGCCAGCCCUGCAGCUGCAACCCAGCAGGUUCCUUGAAUCCCCAGUGUGACAGCUCAGGGGACUGUGAAUGCAAAGCAACGGUGACGGGAUGGAAAUGUGAGCGUUGCCGAGAUGGAUUCCACUCCCUCAGUGAAGGCGGGUGCAGACCUUGCGCUUGUGAUGCAGCUGGCAGUGUAGGAACAUGCGACACUAACACAGGACACUGCAGGUGCAAAGAGAAGGUAGAAGGGUAUCUGUGCAACAGGUGCCAACCUGGUAGCUUCAAUCUACAGCUCCACAGCCCUACUGGCUGCACCAGCUGCUUCUGCUAUGGCCAUUCAACAGUGUGCACAGUGGCCCAGGGGUAUGAGGUUCACAAUAUCAUCUCUGACUUCAGCCAAGGACUUGAUGGCUGGAAAGCAGUAAAUCCAAGUGGGCAGGAGGUCCCCCUCCGCUGGGCUAGAGGAGAGAUCUCCCUGGAACAAGAGGAGGCGGCGGCUGCUUUUAUAGCACCAGAGAGGUUCCUGGGUGACCAGCGCCUUAGUUACGGGCAGACCCUCUCCGUGCUCUUCCGCAUAGCAAGCGCCACAUCUGAAUUCCAUCCUUUUCCCAUUGGGCUGGUUUUGGAGGGAGACGGCAUCUCGGUGUCAGCCAGUUACGCUGAUACAGAAGACAGCAGAAAUGGCACAUACUGUGAAGAGCACAUGAUAGCGUUCAGGCUUCAUGAGGCUGAGGAAGAAAUGCAACCAACUCUGUCAGCUUUCCAGUUCCAGCGCCUGCUCUCCAACCUGACAGGGCUUCGGAUCCAGGCCAAAAGCAGUUAUGGACCAGGUAGGAUUUUCCUGAAGGAAGUCCAGCUUACGUCAGCUCACCCAGGCCUCUCUCAGCCUGCCCUGUGGGUCGAAGAAUGUAUAUGCCCACAAGGGUACAUUGGCCAGUUCUGUGAGUCCUGCGCUCCUGGCUUCAAGAGGGAGGUGCCGUUUGGUGGCCCCUUGGUCAGUUGUGUUCUCUGCUCUUGCAAUCAACAUGGCAGCUGUGAUCCUGACACAGGCCUUUGCCAAUGUCUGCACAACACAGAGGGGCCUUCCUGUGAGCGUUGUGCUGCUGGUUUCCAUGGCAACCCCUUCACUGGCCGCUUUGAUGACUGUAGGCCUUGCCCUUGCCCUGGCCAGACGCCUUGUCUGGCUCUCCCACAGAGCGGAGAGGUGGUCUGUACCCACUGCCCACUGGGACAAAGAGGGAGACUCUGUGAGCUGUGUGAUGAUGGCUUUUUCGGGGACCCCCUUGGAAGGAAUGGUCCAGUCCGACCUUGCAGCCCCUGUGAAUGCAACAGCAACGUGGACCCCAAUGCUGUGGGCAACUGUGAUGCUGUCUCGGGCCAGUGUCUCCGCUGCUUAUACAACACUGCAGGGGAACGCUGUGAGAGGUGUCAGGAAGGCUUCUAUGGAGAUCCACUAGCCACCCACCAUGCUGUGAAGUGUAAACCCUGCAAGUGUAACCCUGGAGGCUCUACCAACGGAGCAACGACUUGUGAUGAUGUCACCGGUCAGUGCAUCUGCCUCCCCCAUGUGACUGGGCGGGACUGCAGCCAAUGCCAAGCAGGUUAUUAUGACCUCCAGCCAGGAAAGGGUUGCAAAAGUUGCCAAUGCCACCCAGUAGGUUCUCAACACAGCCACUGCCACCCACUCACAGGGCAAUGCUCUUGUCAACCUGGCGUGGAAGGUGUGUCAUGUGAUCAGUGCCAGGCUGGUUUCUUUGGCUUCUCAUUCCAAGGAUGCCGAGCCUGCAACUGCUCCCAGCUCGGUUCUGCCUCCCUCCAGUGUCAUGACAACAGCACAUGUGUGUGCAAGCGCGGCUUUGUGGGGUACAAGUGUGACCAAUGCAAAGUGAACUAUUUCUAUGACCCUGGGAGCAAUCAGUGCCUGGAGUGCCCUAUUUGCUACAGUCUCGUGAAGGAAGAGGCAGACAAUUUGAAGGCCAAGUUGACAAGGAUGGAGUCAUGGUUGGAGAAACCAAACUGUGGCAUGAUGAGGGCACGUUAUUAUUCUGCCAUGCUGCGGGACGCACCACGGGGUGACACUCUCCACAGCCGUUACCUGUUGAAAGGUGCCAAAGUGGCUUUCCUAGAAGAGCUUGCUGAGCUGGAGAGCCUAGUGCAUGAUGCAGAGAGCCGGUUGAGGAACACCAGUGAGAUUAUGGGCUGUGACAACCAGGGUGGCACCAAGGGCUGCCUCCUCCUCACUGACAUCCUGCCCAUCCUGCAGUCCACACAACAACAGAUCCAGAUGGCCACCGACACACUGGAUGCCAUGGAGUUUCCUGCUGAGAUGUCGCACCAGCCCACCAACUGGACCCACCAGGCACAGGAGUCUAGAGUGCUGGCCCAGAGCCAUAUGGAGGCUGCGGCCUUGGUGGAAGACACUGCCCAAAAGGCCAUGCUCCUGUCCAGUAAGACCUACCACCUUCUGCAGAGUAUCAUAGAGGACAAUGCAACACUGGAGUUUAGGGGACAGAUGGAAGAGAGCUACCGGAGAAUCCAAAAGGCACAGGGGGAGCUUGGCUUCCGGAUGGAAGAGGCUACAGCCAAAGCUAAGGAGACUUUUGCUUCAGUCCAUCAGGACAACAUGGCAAAGAACCUCACACAGAUCACUGUCAUAGAGCUGCACCCCCUGGUUCAGCAGGCUGAAAAUCUUACUCAUUGUGCCAAUGAACUGGAGCACCUGGCAGAACAGAAUAAACACCUGGUGGCCAAUGGAUCUCUUAUUGCAAAGGCCAAACUGGAGGGCAUGGCUCAGAGGAUGAAGGAGUUGGAACAACUAUGGCAAAGGACAAAUGACACCCACACACAGGCAUCCUCAUCGCUCUCAAAGGGGGAGGCUGUGCUCUCUGAAGCAAAGAACUUGUUGGCUACCUUGGAUGGGAUGAAGAGGUUGGGUGCACGUCACAAGCGCCAGUCUGCCACAAGCAGGAAAAUGACAGUUGUGCGGGAUCGGGCAAUAGCAGAGGCCCAGAAGAAGACCAGACAAGCUCAGAAGAUUCUGGGAGAUUCCUUUUCAGUCUCUGCUGAAGCCCAGAAAACUGCCAACAAUGCAGAGUUAGUCGCGAAGGAAGGCGCUAAGAGGGCCCAGUACACACUCAGAGACGCAAAGUGGGAGAAAAGGCGUGUAGAUAAACUUAAGGCACGUGUUGCUUUGACCGUGGCAGAAGCCUCCAGGCAGAAGCAUGAGUCUGAAGAACGUAACAACAACCUCGCUGGACCUGGACAAGUUGCAGCGGAGAUGAACGAUCUUGAGAAGAGCCUCCGAAAUGCCCAGGGCUCCUUGGAGAUGGACAUUGCGACACUGAACAGCCUGCUCACCAGUCUCGGCAACAUAGAUCACAGUGCUCUGUCAGAAGCUGCACUGAACUUGAGCCAAAGCCAGCUGGAGCACUUGCAGUCAAACCUGGCGGGAUCUGGUGCUCUGGGCCAGCAGCUGAGCACCUUGCAGCAUGAGGCUGAAACCCAGCGGGAGCGGAUCGAGGCCUUCGAGAGGGACUUGGCGGAGAUCCAGAGCGACAAGCAGAACCUGGAAUCCAUCCUCCGGAGCCUGCCCAGCAGCUGCUCCAGCAGGAAGUGAGACGGCCUCCUUAAAAGUGCUCCAGAGCACCAUCCCUGGCAGUGCAAGGAACUGGAGGCUUGAGGAACAUGGCGCGGAGGGAGGGGAAGAAGGAAGAAGGUCAAUACCAUGGAGGAAAUGUCAGGAUGUAGGAGGGAUUUGAGUCAGUUCGCAGUUAAAGGCAAAUCUAUCCCACUGCGCUUUCCGAAACAAUAUGCAAACUGAAACACAGCCACCCUUCCAAAAUUCACACUUCUCCAAACUUUGCAGUGCAGUUCUCCAGCCAGGUAACGUGUACAAGAAUGCAAGCUUGGGAGUAAAGUGUGCCUAGAAAUGCAUGUACAGUAGUGCCUCCGGUUACGUAACCCUCUGGUUUCGUAAACUUCGGGAUGCGAAAGCGGCAAACCCGGAAGUAUUUUACCAGGUUUUGCCGCGCACGCGUGCCCAGAAGCGGUCCUAAGGUUGCGGAAACCCCGGGAUCCGACCGGACCUCCGGAACAGAUCCCAUCUGCAACCAGAGAUACCACUGUAUUGGUGAAAAGAACAUACAGCAAUGCAUUCUAUUAGGGAAGAUUACUUUGCAAAAAUGUACAUGUUAGGGAGAAAUUUGCACUAAAAUGCCAAUCAACUUUCACAAGGACUUUAAAAUAAAUUACAGACUGGUGUGGAAAUGCGAGGAACUGAACUGGAAGAAAGAGAAAGGGAGAAAAUCCAAAAAUGCCAGAUCCGCCCAUUUCCUAAGGAGAUGUUCCCAUGGACAGGCAUUGACAAAUGAGUCUAAAGGGGGCGGGGGGAGCAGAACAGAAUGUUAUAUAAGUUUAACAGUGUACAGAUUAUAGUGUUGGACACUGCAAAUAGUAUUCAAAUCUUUUAUGAAUUUCAGCAGGCAUUGUCCCUAUGGUUGGUUGGGGCUUGCUUUAUUUGCAACAAUAAAUAAAACCUUAAAGUAUAAAAAGUUUAAAUCCUCAGGAAGACGAGUUCAGUGGCGUUUCUGUACAUCAUUUUUGGGAGUCUGCCAUUGUGCUAGGUCAAAACCAGUUUUGCAGGUCUUUAUAGAGCUUCAGACUGUAUUGUGGAAAAACCAAAAACUAACGCCCUAUAAAUACGAUAAACACUUUUGUCAUUAAAUGGUGGACAUCUAAUGGAUGGCACCCAUGACAGAUAGUACAAUUUCUUCCAAUUCCUAUGCUUGCAGUUUUGGAGCUGUUUUUUUUUACAAAUUUUCAUUCUUUUCCUCCCCACCCUCCACCCCAAAACAUGUAGCCCUUUUAAAAGGGAGUAAAAAAUGUACAAUUUCCCAUAGCCAUGGAAUUGACUGAAACAGAAGUCGUAUGGUUGACUGAACCUAAAUAUGCCAUGUAACCUGGUCUAGUUUAUUUCCACUGCUCCAUUGAUUUAUUUAGAGUGGGGGUGUGGGGGAAGGAGCUGCAAUAAAGAAGGAUGGGGGGGGGACCCUCUUCAGCAAGUCUUCUUCCCUUUCUUCCCAUUACCUUGUCAAAAUAUCAGUUUCUUGGAUCAGAGCUAACAACACAGAAGUGGUGAAAAAGAAGAUUCUCCCAUUGCUUGACAGAAAUAACUGUCUGCCAAUCCUUUUCCACCCAAAGUGGCAACAGAAUUUCUGCCUGCAUUAGUGGCUGCCUAUUUGGGUGAAUGGGACUCUACCCAACCAACCUCAGUCUGCUCCCCACCGGACCUCACUUGGCUGCAUUUUUCCACCAGCAGGUGGCUCUUCCUGUUUUGGGUGUCUCUUCAGUUUCAGUGUUGCCCUUGUAGAAUUCUGCAGGGAGAAAGAUGAGGGAAAUAUGUACAGUACUAGAAUUAGCUGGCUCUGUCUGUCAUUGACUCUGGCUCCACCUUGUAUUGGGCUCCCUGCCUUCUGCCCUAGCAGUUGCAGUGGGCACCAGCCACCAUUUCCUCUCUCUGACCUUUGACCCAAGGACUCAUUAGUCUGGAUAUAAUGCCAGCUUUUGCAGUCCACAGAUGACAAUGGGCCAUCAAAUGGGUUUCAAACAGGUGCUUUUAUUCCAACUGAUUUCUUUCAAAUGGAAAGCCUUUGUAAAUACAUCAUUUGGAAAAUUCUUGUCUUGGUUUUAAAAAUAGAGGAUUUGAAGUUUAUAUGGCUGUGUGCUGUGUGAAUGUUUUUAACUGGUCUCUUUAAAUUCCAGUUCACUUAUGAAGUGGGAAGAUAGCAGGUCAUCAAUAUUUACAAAUAUCUCAGCUUUCAUAAUAUGCUAUUAUUAAUCAUCAUGGGAAGGUAGGGAUGCAGGCAAAAUUUGUUUCCCAUUUGAAUACAAAUCUAUUAAAAUGGCACUUUAAAACAAUCCAUGAACUGAAAUGUAGGUAUCCUUUGAAAUUUGCACUUCUCUGAAUUUUGCACCUCAGUUAUGCAACAGUGGAUGUGUAUAUUAAGGGGACAUGUGAAUAAUAAUGCACAUAUUAAUGAAAAGCAUGCGAGGCACUGGUAUAACUUCAGUCCCUGGCAACUUCUAUUCAGAAUCAUGAGGACUGAAGCCUUACUUUAUAUUUAGAUGAAGGACAAUUAUUCAACCACAGAGCAUCUGCUUUGCACAAAAUAAAGGCCCUGUCCUGGCUACCACUCACGAAUACAAUACAUGGACUCUCAGCACAGUUAUUGGCAAAGACUUUAUUCCAAAAUUCAAUAAGAAUUUUGCCCAAACAUAGAUACAAGGCGCAUGGAUCAGCAGUUAUAUCAGAGCUCUGAGGUCCAUGGCUAGGAGGAAACUAAUAUGUUGUCCCCACGCUUGCCAUGCCCCCUGAGGUCCCCUUUUGAAGAACGAGGUGAGCACAAUCAUUUGUAUGGGUUCCAUCUGAAGCCUUAGACCCAGUUCCUCCCCAAGACCCAGCUCCUCCCGCUCUGAGCAGCCCUGCCAAGAGGUCCCCACAGGGCUCACAAUAGCCUCAGUAGGGAUGGGAAUAACCCCUGCCUGGAUCUGUGAAGAGCUGCUUGCCUGUCCAUUCAAUGAGCUAGAUGGACUAAUGGUGCGACUCAGUAUAAGGCAGCUUCCUGUGUUUCCAUUUAAUUUAGU
This is a messenger RNA of Zootoca vivipara (common lizard), 8113 nucleotides long. RefSeq names its product laminin subunit gamma 3 (gene LAMC3). Gene Ontology annotation, biological process: tissue development; animal organ morphogenesis. NCBI's taxonomy places the organism in Eukaryota, Metazoa, Chordata, Lepidosauria, Squamata, Lacertidae. The record is from RefSeq and is a predicted model, not a curated record.